CCCGCGCUGGGCGGCGCGCACGGCCGACGUCAUCUCCGCGACGGAGAGAGCGUGCGGGCUGCGCCGGACUAACCCAGGCCGCCAUGACCAAGCUGGGGCAGUGGCUGUGGGGCCUGGCCCUGCUGGGCUCUGCCUGGGCCGCGCUAGUUCUGAAGCCGCUGGGCCUGUGGGUCCCGCCGCCCUGCCACCAGAUCCUGCUACCCCUGCCCAUCUAUCUGCUCGUGGCCUUUGGCUGCUACUCCCUGGCCACCAUUGGCUACCGCCUGGCCACCUUCAAUGACUGCGAGGAGGCGGCUGCCGAACUGCAGGAGCACAUCGGGGCAGCGCGGGCCGACCUGCGCCGGCGAGGACUGCAGUUUUGAGUGUGCAAUAAAGGCUGGCAAUGGGGACCGCCCUGGA
Rhea pennata is the source of this 399-nucleotide messenger RNA. RefSeq names its product dolichyl-phosphate mannosyltransferase subunit 3, regulatory (gene DPM3). Gene Ontology annotation, cellular component: dolichol-phosphate-mannose synthase complex; endoplasmic reticulum membrane. Gene Ontology annotation, biological process: GPI anchor biosynthetic process. Bases 84 to 362 code for a protein of 92 amino acids. The transcript is spliced from 2 exons. NCBI's taxonomy places the organism in Eukaryota, Metazoa, Chordata, Aves, Rheiformes, Rheidae. The record is from RefSeq and is a predicted model, not a curated record.